Messenger RNA from Lampris incognitus (smalleye Pacific opah), 1801 nucleotides. RefSeq names its product hyaluronidase 1 (gene hyal1). The transcript is spliced from 4 exons. The coding region runs from base 45 to 1367 and encodes 440 amino acids. Gene Ontology annotation, biological process: carbohydrate metabolic process; hyaluronan catabolic process. Gene Ontology annotation, molecular function: hyalurononglucosaminidase activity. Lineage: Eukaryota; Metazoa; Chordata; Actinopteri; Lampriformes; Lampridae. The record is from RefSeq and is a predicted model, not a curated record.
UGAAGGAACCCAAGCGGUCUCCCGUGUCCAUCAGUUCCAUAGGUAUGAGCACUAUUUACCAUUUAGUGCUGCUGUGCCUAAAUUUGAACUCUUUUGUGUUCAGUCAGCAGCAUGCAACGUCAUCCUUUUCCCAAGUGCCUUUCCUCACAGUGUGGAAUGCCCCUACGGCCCAUUGCCGUUCUAUGUAUGGUGUGGACCUGGACCUGGGGGUGUUCAACAUUGUCCAGAACCAGAUGCAAAGCUUCAUCGGUGAAAACAUAACCAUCUUUUACGCUGAUAAACUUGGGCUGUAUCCCAGUUACAUCCAAGGAGUGCCUAUCAAUGGCGGAGUCCCACAGAACGGCAGCCUUGAUAAGCACCUCAAAGCUGCUGCUGAAGACAUCCGUACCAAUAUUCCUGACAGGAACUUCCAGGGACUGGCCGUGGUGGACUGGGAAAGCUGGAGGCCAGUGUGGGAGAGAAACUGGGAUAGAAAGAAUGUGUACUGGGAAGCGUCCAGGGCACUGGUGAGGCACAAACACCCAGACUGGACCCCUGCCCAAGUAGAGGUGGUUGCCCAUAAGGAAUUUGAAGAAGCUGGGAGAAAAUACAUGGAGGAGACACUAAGACUGGGGAAGAGGGAUAGACCAGCGGGGUUGUGGGGAUACUACGGUUUUCCCAACUGCUACAAUUACUACAGUGAUAAAAGUAUUAAUUACACAGGGGAGUGUCCACUUGUAGAAAAAAGGAGGAACGAUGAGUUGUCCUGGCUUUGGAAUGUCUCCUCUGCACUUUAUCCCGACAUCUACCUCAGCCUUGACCAGCGCUGGCAUGGCAACCAAGUCCUCUUGUACACUCAUCACCGUAUCUUAGAGGCCAUGAGAGUCGGGGCCCAGGUGACUCCAUCAGCUCCCCCGGUGUUCCCAUAUGCUCGUAUCGCCUACACCUACUCUUUAGAGUUCCUGUCGCAGGAGCACUUGGUCUAUACGAUAGGAGAGAGUGCUGCUUUAGGAUCAGCAGGGUUUGUACUCUGGGGGGAUCACGCCUUUGCCAAAUCUCAGGCUACCUGUUAUGCCAUCAAAAACUACAUCGAUGAGACUCUGGGUCGUUACCUGGUGAACGUAACAUCGGCAGCCAGUCUUUGCAGCCAGGCGAUAUGUUCCUCAAGGGGGAGAUGCCAGAGGGGAAAUCCAAGCUCCCGGGUCUACCUCCACCUCGACCCUGCCUUCUGGGACGUGAUGUCUGAGAAGAGGGCAGAAGGAGGGCAAAACUACCGAGUGAAAGGGCAGAUAACGCAUCAUCAGGUUUCAGACCUGAGGUCCCAGUUUCGAUGUGCGUGCUACCCUGGAUGGGAGGGUAAGAGCUGUGACAAACCAAUGCACCAAUGAAACGCCUCUCUACAAUGUGGACACGUGAAAGAAAUGAGAUGAUCGUUUUUCAACCAAAAGAACAGUGUUGGUCAAAGAUGUGUAAAAUACUCCGCUUUGUUGUAAAAAUAUACCAUUUAACAUCUGCGAUGUAUUGCUAGGUGAGCGUCGAGCUACUUAUCUGCCUGAGUUAUUAAGGUUGGAUUAAUUAUGUUAUAGUCGGCUCCUAAUUAAUUUGUAUUAUAGUAAUCUCCUGCAUGUGGAGAUAAAUAUGAAGCCUUGUUUGAUGUGGCAAAUGGUUUCUUCGUGUGAGCUCAGGUGUUCAGAGACAGUGUUGUGAAAUCUUCUAAUAGGUCAUACAUAGAAAUAUAAAGUCAAUGUGUUGCAUAAUUUUCACGUGCUCUUCCAAUUUAUUGUAAUUAAUUAAAAAAAGUUAAUGAACAAAAUUAAUUAAA